Messenger RNA from Salarias fasciatus (jewelled blenny), 2665 nucleotides. RefSeq names its product v-maf avian musculoaponeurotic fibrosarcoma oncogene homolog K (gene mafk). Bases 161 to 853 code for a protein of 230 amino acids. Gene Ontology annotation, biological process: regulation of transcription by RNA polymerase II. NCBI's taxonomy places the organism in Eukaryota, Metazoa, Chordata, Actinopteri, Blenniiformes, Blenniidae. The record is from RefSeq and is a predicted model, not a curated record. Gene Ontology annotation, molecular function: RNA polymerase II cis-regulatory region sequence-specific DNA binding; DNA-binding transcription factor activity, RNA polymerase II-specific. Gene Ontology annotation, cellular component: nucleus. The transcript is spliced from 3 exons.
AACAGUAUCUAUCUUCUAUUUAUGGAUCCCCCCUCCCACCUCCUCCCUCGACCCCCCCCCUCUCUUCCCAGACUGACGUCAGCAGAAAGUUAUUUUCAUGAAUGGAGGGGGCGGUCACGAGGAAUCGGUGACGUGAGUGCUUGCGGAAGCAGCGCGUGGAAUGUUGGUACAUUGUUGUUGUUUUUUAGUUAAUUUAGUACGAGGAUACGCCGCCGCCGUCCGCUCCACGCGCUACACCCGCCGUGUCACGUUUAACCGGGACCCGCGCGCGACCGACACCGACUCCCGGCAACAUUCACGCAACUCCCGGGUCCACAGAGGAGUCCGUCCACAGAGUGUGUCUUCUGUGAGAUUCUGGUCACUCGUCUGCAUGCAGGGAAUGACGACUCAUUUCAAGACGAGCAAAGCUUUAAAGGUCAAGAAGGAGGCGGGGGAGAAUGCUCCGGCGCUCAGCGACGACGAGCUGGUGGCCAUGUCCGUGCGGGAGCUGAACCAGCACCUGCGCGGACUCACCAAGGAGGACGUGGUGCGGUUGAAGCAGCGGCGGCGGACCCUGAAGAACCGCGGCUACGCCGCCAGCUGCCGCAUCAAGCGCGUCACGCAGAAGGAGGAGCUGGAGCGGCAGAAGACGGAGCUGCAGCAGGAGGUGGACAAGCUGGCGCGCGAGAACGCCAGCAUGAGGCUGGAGCUGGACGCCCUGCGCGCCAAGUACGAGGCCCUGCAGUGCUUCGCCCGGACAGUGACGCGGGGGCCCCUGUCGCCGGGCAAGGUGGCCACCACCAGCGUCAUCACCAUCGUCAAGUCGGCCAACCACAACAACUCCAGCCCCGCCCCGUUCUCGGCCCCCUCCUAGUGCCGACGGGACCGGGCUCCUGGCUCCGACCCGGCCCGAACCCACUCCCACCCCCCCCUCCUGCGCUGAGAGGACGCUCGGCCGUUAGACUGAGGGAGGCGGCGAGGGGGCCGGCUCUAUGUGACGUUGUGCUGCAUUCACCAUUCUGUCUCCCUUCUUCUGUCGUCCUCACACACCCUACAUUGUCUGUGCACUGUGUAACUCCCCCCUCCUCCUGACCCCUGACCCCCAGCGCCGGCAGGUCACUGGGCCUCUGAACACAGAGAUUCACUCCAGCAGAAAGUAUUGGACACCUGACGACUUUCAAUGUUCUAAAACACCCGAGACUGAAGUAGCUCUAUCCUCGAAGCCUUUUUGCCAAAUGUCCUUAUCUGACCAAGCGUCUCAACGUGAGCGGAGCCUUUCUGAAGCCUUAAAUAGUGACGUCUCCUGCUCUCCAGCCAGACGCCUCCGAGGAACCGUCCAAACACAACACCAGAUGUUUCCACCGAUACGUUCCGCUUCUCUUUUAGGAGGUGCGAAGCAGUAAAAAUUGUUUUGGUUGAGUGAAAACCAGCCGAAACGCAGCCGUCCGGGGCAAGAGGCUGGAACAGUGUUGAGCUACGAGAGGUCAUCAGAAACCUGCCUGGGGAGGUCAAGAAGGUGAGGUGCCUUAUCCUACUAUCCCUCUGAAGAAGUUUGGAUUAAAAAGACCAACAGUUGCAGAUUAUAUAUUGAGAGUUACCAAAACGUUCAGAUCAGCAGCGUCUAACUAGUUGAUGGUGUCAGAUAGCAGCUUUUCACAGAAAGUUUCCAUGAAUGUUCCUCCAUGGGUCUAAUUUAGUAUUUUGAGAGCUAUUCUCUGCCCGUCCUGGACUAUACCGACUCCCAUUGCAACAGGUUAUUAAAGAUUUGUGCCUUUUCUCUGCUGGAGAGGACUGGAGGACAUGUCCGCAGGGGGUCCGAGUCACGUUGGUCCGAUUAUAAAGAGGCGUCUUCGGUGCAUUCUGGCAUUGAUGAAAUAUACUAUUUCAGAUUGUUUGCUUAAAAAAAAAAAAAAAUGCUGGGCUGUGAUGGGUUUGGUAGAGGAAGGCAUUGAAGGCCGGUGUGAGGGUGCGGAAUGUGAGAUGUUGGUGUAUUCGUAGCUCAAAUCGAAUCAAAUUCACCAUAAGUAUGAUUAGAGCCGUUUUAAAGGUUGAACUCUGGAGGACUAAAAAAAAAAAAAAAAAAAAAAAAUGUCAGAUUAGUUUGGAUUGGGAGGAUUCGCCUCUCAGCAUGAAGCACUUAAAAGGAAGCCGAUACAGUUUAAAUGAAAACCAGGUCACAGGACAACUUCUGUUUGGAAUUGGAUAAAGACGACAAAAAAAAAAAAAAAAAAAACGCAAUUCCUACAGGGCUCCGCCGCAUGAUCGGACGUGGUGAGACCACUCGGUGCCGGUGGAGACGCCUCAUGUCACAAAGGAUGGUGUACUCUGACAUGUAUACUGCAGCACUUACUGAUGUUUAGCCUUUCCUUUGUAUGCCACUCUUUGGUAGGUAAUCCAUAUUGGAUAUAACGAUAACGACGAGAGCAGUUUCUUUUUUUUUCUCUCCUUUCUUUUUAAAAGUACAAUGCAAUCCAACUUCCGUCCUGUAUAUUACAGAUUAGAGACGACAAAGCUCCCACUGCUUGUGUCGUCAGGUUACAUUGAAGAACUCCGUCCGAACAGAAAUCAUUCCUACUGCCGGCUCUGAAACAGCGGCCGUUCACUUUGCUUUCGACACACUCUUCUACAAGAGAACUCCUGACGCCCGUCUCUACAAAACAUUAAAAAAAAGAAGAAAAAAAAAAAA